This is a messenger RNA of Sapajus apella (tufted capuchin), 2366 nucleotides long. RefSeq names its product shugoshin 1 (gene SGO1). Gene Ontology annotation, biological process: meiotic chromosome segregation. NCBI's taxonomy places the organism in Eukaryota, Metazoa, Chordata, Mammalia, Primates, Cebidae. Bases 297 to 1862 code for a protein of 521 amino acids. The transcript is spliced from 8 exons. Gene Ontology annotation, cellular component: nucleus; chromosome, centromeric region. The record is from RefSeq and is a predicted model, not a curated record.
AGCUGGGGCUGGGUGGAUGCCCGGAUGUGGACGAGAGCAAGUGUGUGUCACGUGACGUCGUCCGACGAGACGGGGCUCUGCCUGCGCAGGUGGUGUUGGGUGCGACAACCAACCAAUGGAUGAGCGAGGCGGAGAAUUUCGAAUGUGGCGGCGGAAGUUGCCGGCGACGGGAGACGGUGCUACGGCCCUGUAGGGCCCAGCGCGCGGGGCUCGUGCGUGGCGGGAGAUCCUUGAAGAGCCUUGAAAUGUGAGGAGGAGGAAGAUAGGUGUUGCAGAAGUAGUGACCAAGGCAGAAGAUGGCCAAGGAAAGGUGCCUGAAAAAGUCCUUUCAAGAGAGUCUUGAAGACAUAAAGAAGAGAAUGAAAGAGAAAAGGAAUAAAAACUUGGCAGAGAUUGGCAAACGCAGGUCUUUUAUAGUUGCACCAUGCCAAGCAAUCACCAACACUUCUACACUGCUGAAAAAUUACCAAGACAACAACAAAAUGUUAGUUUUAGCUUUGGAAAAUGAAAAAGCCAAAGUGAGAGAAGCCCAAGAUACCAUCCUACAGCUGAGAAAAGAAUGUUACUAUCUCACAUGUCACCUACAUGCAUUGAAAGGAAAACUUAGAUCACAACAAACAAAAGAACCUGCUCAGAACCAGGAAAUAUACUCUUCUGGAAUGGACCCCAAUAGUGAUGACAGCUCCAGAAAUUUAUUUGUGAAAGAUUUACCGCAAAUUCCUCUUGAAGAAACUGAACUUCCAGUACAAGCAGAAUCAUUUCAAAUAGAAGACCGGAUACCUACUAUUCCUCAAGACACGCUGGGAUAUGAUUUUGAUUCAGGUGAAGCUAAGUCCACUGAUAAUAUCUUACCUAGAACUGUAUCUGUCCGUAGAAGUUUAAAGAAACAUUGUAGUAGUGUAUGUCCGUUUGAUAGCUUGGAUGAUUUUGGUUUUGAAACCAGUCAUUUGGCAGGGAAGUCUUUUGAAUUGGAAAGAGUUAGAUUUUUAGAUCCACUAGUAAAGGUGCACAUACCUCAAAAUGUACAACACAAUGUUUGUCACUGGAACACAGACCAAGUUAACUUACCACCAAAGCUGAUUCAGCCAGCAACAUUUACUAAAACAAAAGAAGACUUUUUAGAAUCUAAAUCCGAACAAACUAAAAGUAAGCAAAGAGAUGCACAAGAAAGAAAAGGAGAAGAGAAAAGAAAAGCUAACAGGAGAAAAUCAAAACCUAUGUCAAAAUAUAAAAAAAAUAAAAGCAAAAAUAAAAAAACUGUUUACAAAAAAGAAAUGCACAAAUCUUCCAAUGAUGCUUACAACUUCAAUUUGAAAGAAGGUGUUCAUCUUACUCCUUUCCGACAAAAAAUGAGCAAUGACUCUAAUAGAGAAGAAAACAAGUCUGAAGUGAGCAUCUGUGAAUCAAGUGGUUCAGGAGAUGAUUCCGAUGACCUCUAUCUGCCCACUUCCAAGUGCAUUCAGAAUCCCACCAGUGAUUCAGAUAGACCAGUCACCAGGCCUCGAUCUAAAAGAGCACUGAAAUACACGGAUGAAAAAGAGACAGAGGGUUCUAAGCCAACAGAAACUCCUACCAGUAUACCACCUGAAACUCACCAGUCACCUCAUCUUAGCCUGAAGGAUAUCACCAAUGUAUCCUUGUAUCCUGUUGUGAAAAUCAGAAAGCUUUCUCUUUCUCCAAAAAAGAAUAUAGCAAGCCCAGCAGUGUCUCUACCUAAACGUAGGUGUACAGUCAGUGUGAACUAUAAGGAGCCGACCCUCGUUUCGAAGCUGAGAAGAGGAGACCCUUUUACAGAUUUAUGUUUCUUGAAUUCUCCUAUUUUCAAACAAAAAAAGGAUUUGAGACGUUCUAAAAAAGUAUGAAACAAAUACAAUGAAGGUUUUGUUGGAUAGUGUUUAAAUUGAAUCUACACUUCUUUCUAUUGCUUCAAGAGAAGAUCUGUAAGAGUACACAAACGGAGUGAGCUAUUGCCAUAGAAUAUUCUCUUAACAUUACCCUAGCUCAUAAACAUUUCUUCAGAACUAUGCUUCAAAUGGGAUGUUUUGUAUUAAAACGUUAAUAAAGUUAAUUUAUUUUUUCUUUUGAAUACAAAUAACUGAACUUAAGCAUUAUCAUCAUAAAGAUUUCUUAUGGUGCCCGAGCCUCUUAAUUUUUCUUUAUCCAUCAGUGAACAUUUAAGUUUGUAUAUCUUUGAAGAAACAUCUAUUCAAAUUCAAUACGUUGUUUUUUGUUGUGUUUUAGUUCUAUAUAUAUAUUAGAUAUUAGUCCCUUAUCAGAUAUGAUUUCCAAAUGUCCUCCCCCAUUCUGUGGGUUACCUUUUUACUCUUGAUAAUGUCCUUUGAUGUACAAUAGAUCUGAAACUUGAA